Messenger RNA from Erigeron canadensis, 5157 nucleotides. RefSeq names its product probable phosphoinositide phosphatase SAC9. Gene Ontology annotation, molecular function: phosphatase activity; protein binding. Lineage: Eukaryota; Viridiplantae; Streptophyta; Magnoliopsida; Asterales; Asteraceae. Bases 151 to 4896 code for a protein of 1581 amino acids. The transcript has 14 exons. The record is from RefSeq and is a predicted model, not a curated record.
CCAAAGGGAUCAAAACAGAAGUCUCCUAUAAUCUGUUGGAUCUGUGUUUGGUUUGGAGGGACGAUCUUCCGGCCGGCGCUAUCUCCCAAUUCAACUGCUGCCUGCCAGCCAGCCAGCCAGCCGAGGGAGGGUCACACCUAGUUCAGUUUCAUGGAAUCACCUGCCGUUGGAUUGAGGUCUACUUCAGUUGUUGUUCUUACGCUUGUUACCAAUGAGGUUUAUAUCGUUUCUACCUUGUCUUCUACCAAAGACACUCAGGUCAUUUAUAUCGAUCCCACUACCGGAUCUCUUAUGCAUCACCGCAAGCUCGGUUAUGAUGUUUUCAACUCCCAAGACCAGGCCUUAAACUACAUCACUAAUGGUUCGAGGUCUGCUUGUAAAACCGUCAUUUAUGCCAGAGCCAUAUUAGGCUAUGCUGUCCUUGGGAGCUCUGCCUUGCUGCUCAUUGCAACUAAGCUGACUCCCAGCAUUCCUAAUUUGCCCGGUGACGGUUGUGUAUACACUGUUACUGAGAGCCAAUGGGUCAAAGUCUCACUUCAAAACCCUCAAACCCAGGGGAAAGGAGAAUUAAAGAACAUUCAAGAACUGGCUGAACUUGAUAUUGAUGGAAAACACUACUUUUGUGAAACAAGGGACAUUACUCGCCCCUUUCCUAGUCACUCCUCUGUAACCAACCCUGAUGAGGAAUUUGUUUGGAAUCGUUGGUUCUCAAAUCCCUUCAAGACUAUCGGUCUGGAGCACCACUGUGUCAUUUUACUGCAGGGUUUUGUAGAGUGUCGAAGUUUUGGAAGCUUAGGUCAGCAAGAAGGAAUUGUUGCUCUUAUUGCUCGUCGAAGCAGGCUUCAUCCUGGCACUAGAUACUUAGCAAGAGGCAUUAAUUCAUGCUACAGCACAGGUAAUGAAGUUGAGUGUGAGCAACUUGUAUGGGUUCCCAAAAGGGUGGGUCAAAGUGUGCCUUUCAAUACCUAUAUAUGGAGACGAGGAACUAUUCCCAUCUGGUGGGGCGCAGAACUAAAGAUCACUGCUGCAGAAGCAGAAAUUUAUGUUUCCGACCGUGAUCCAUAUAGAGGAAGCACAGAGUAUUACCAGAGAUUAUCUAAGAGAUAUGAUAGACGAAAUAUAGAUGUAGUUGCUACAAACCAAAAGAAAAGUCCUAUGGUUCCAAUUGUGUGCAUUAACCUGUUACGGAAUGGGGAAGGGAAAUCCGAGUCCAUUUUAGUUCAUCAUUUUGAGGAAUCUAUGAAUCACAUCCGAUCAACAGGGAAACUUCCUAACACUAGAGUUCAUUUAAUAAACUAUGAUUGGCAUGCCAAUAUUAAAUUAAAAGGUGAACAAAGAACCAUCGAAGGACUGUGGUACCUUCUAAAAGCACCGACCAUAUCUAUAGGCAUUUCUGAAGGAGAUUAUCUUCCCUCCCGUCAGAGAAUGAAGGACUGUCAAGGUGAAAUAAUAUAUAGUGAAGACCUUGUUGGUGCGUUCUGCAUACGUUUACAUCAACAUGGAGUCAUACGCUUCAAUUGUGCUGAUUCUUUGGAUCGGACAAAUGCUGCUAGUUAUUUUGGGGCUCUUCAAGUUUUCACAGAGCAGUGUAGGCGGCUUGGAAUAUCCCUUGAUAGUGACUUGGCCAUUGGCUAUCAGUCAGCUAAUAACUAUGGGGGAUAUACUGCCCCUCUGCCACCAGGAUGGGAAAAAAGAUCUGAUGCUGUAACUGGAAAAUCAUAUUAUAUUGAUCACAAUACUAGGACUACAACCUGGAACCAUCCAUGUCCAGAUAAACCCUGGAAGCGUUUUGACAUGACGUUUGAGGAGUUUAAAAGGUCUACAAUAUUGUCACCAGUAUGUCAACUUGCUGAUCUCUUUCUGAUAGCUGGUGAUAUUCAUGCAACAAUCUACACUGGAUCUAAAGCAAUGCACAGUCAAAUUCUAAGCAUAUUUAGUGAGGAAGCAGGAAAGUUCAAACAAUUUUCUGUGGCACAAAAUAUGAAAAUAACUCUGCAGAGAAGAUAUAAAAACGCAGUUGUGGAUAGCUCUCGUCAGAAGCAGUUAGAGAUGUUCCUUGGUAUACGGCUUUUUAAGCAUCUUCCAUCACUUCCAGUCCAAUCCUUAUAUGUGUCUAGUAGACCAUUCGGUUGUCUGCUUAAGCAGGUUGCUAGCAUUUUGCCAAGUUCUGAUGAUGGAGGCAGUCUUCUUAGCUUUAAGCAAAAAGAACUCAUCUGGGUUUCCCCGCAGUCGGCAGAUGUUAUGGAACUUUUUGUACAUCUUGGUGAGCCCUGCCAUGUUUGUCAGCUUCUUCUCACAAUUGCACAUGGUGCGGAUAGUUCAACAUUUCCGUCUAGAGUUGACGUGAGAACUGGACGUGAUCUAGAUAGGCUUAAACUUGUUGUGGAGGGAGCAUCUAUUCCUCAGUGUGCGAAUGGCACAAACAUUGCGAUACCUAUACCAGGACCUACUAGUGCUGAGGAUAUGGCUGUUACAGGAGCUGGUGCACGCCUACAUGCCCAAGAUACUACAAAUCUUUCACUUUUGUAUGAUUUUGAAGAACUGGAAGGUGAACUAGACUUUCUUAGUCGUGUGGUUGUACUCACCUUCUAUCCCGCUGUGUCAGCAAGAACUCCAAUCACUCUCGGCGAGGUAGAGAUACUUGGAAUUUCUCUUCCAUGGAGAGACUUUUUUACCUCUGAUGGCCCUGGGAUGAGGUUAUGGGAGCAUAUUGAUAAAGUCAAAAACGACACCAACCUUUUUUCAUCUGAGGUAAACAGCAACCCUUUUGCAGCGGCUCUUAUCGGUGAUGUGUUGCCAUCUGCAAAAUCCAAAAUUUCCACCAGCACCGUGGUUGACCUCUUAUCAGGUGAUGGCAUUAUAUCAGGAUCGAUUUCACAACCUGUGCAAGAAACUGCUUUACAUGAUCCAUUUCUCAACCCAUUUCAUGAUCAUGAUGAAGUCGACGACAUUCCUAAAGUUUCAGCUCAAGAUAAAGUGUCAACCGAAACUGGUCCUCAGCAGUAUCUAAACUAUUUCAAGAGGUUGACUGCCUCAAAUGUGGCUAACAAUUUAGGCUUUGUAGAAGCCAUGAAACUAGAAAUCGAACGUCUGCGCCUAAAUCUUUCUGCUGCUGAACGUGACAGAGCUUUGUUGUCUAUUGGCAUCGAUCCAGCUACUAUUAAUCCCAAUAUAUUGCUUGAAGAAUCUUACAUUGGUUCAUUAUGUAAAGCUGCAAAUGCCCUUGCACUUCUUGGUCACACUUACUUAGAAGAUAAGAGUAUUGGUUCUAUUGGUCUUGGAUCAACUGAUGAUGAUAAUGACAUUGAUUUCUGGAAUAUUAAUAAAAUUGGUGAAGGUUGCUGUGGUGCCUCAUGUCAGGUUCGUGCUGAAGCUUUAACAUCAACAUCUUCUUCGAUAUUCAUGUUCACGUGCUCUGAGUGUCGACGCAAGGUUUGCAAAGUUUGUUGUGCUGGUAAGGGAGCUCUGCUUCUUGGAAGUUAUAGCGACUCUUUAGGUCAUUCUGUGACGAUGGAUGGGGUCAUCUGUAAGUUGUGCUGCCAUGAUACUGUUCUUGAUGCACUCAUCCUGGACUAUGUUAGGGUUUUAGUCAGCCAUCGAAGAAGUAGUCGAUUUGACCUGGCUGCAUUUAGAGCCUUAGACCAAGUGGUAGGAAGGGACCAUCUUACCAGAAGAAUUAUGAAGUCUGACACAUAUGUAACUGAAUUUCCGUUACUCAAGGGACAAGAAUCGUUAGCUGAAUUUCCGUUUGGUAGCAUUUUACACUCGAUUGAAUCAGCUCCAGGUUCACCUCCGCUCUUGUCGUUGCUUGCACCUUUGGAUUCUUUAUCACAACAGCCAUACUGGAAAGCUCCACCCAGUAUCUCUUCCGUUGAGUUUGUAAUUGUUCUCGGAAGGCUUUCCAGUGUCUCCAGUGUUGUCCUUUUUGUUAGUCCCUGUGGUUAUUCUGUAUCCGAUUCCCCUACUGUGCAGAUAUGGGCAAGCAAUAAUAUUCACAAGGAAGAAAGAACAUUUAUGGGAAAAUGGGAGGUUCAAUCAUUCAUCACAACUUCCCCUGAGCUUUGUGGGCCUGAAAAACCUGGUAAUCCAAGGCACAUCAACUUUUCUUUUCGGAAUCCUGUUCGUUGUCGCAUGAUCUGGAUUAAAUUAAGUAUCCAGAAAGCUGGCUCAAGCUCUCUAAAUCUUGACAAUGAUUUCGAUCUUCUAUCCUUGGAUGAUAACCCGUUUUCCAGGCGUUCAUCUUUAGGAGGGCCACUGGAAAGUGAUCCAUGUUUGCAUGCAAAAAGAAUUGUUGUAAUUGGAAGUCCCGUGAAAAUAGAUGUGUCACCACAAAGCUCCGACCAGAUUAGCAUUAGAAGCUGGCUCGACAAACCUCCUUCCCUCAACAGAUUCAAGGUUCCAGUUGAGGCUGAGAGGCUGAUUGACAAUGACCUGGUGUUGGAACAAUAUCUAUCUCCAGCUUCACCAACGUUGGCUGGAUUCCGACUUGAUGGAUUUAGUGCAAUAAAACCUCGAGUUGCACACUCUCCUUCUGAUUUGAUUACCUCAUCAGUUAUUUGGGAAGAAAAAUUCAUGUCUGUAGCAGUCCUGUACAUUCAAGUAUCCACUUUACAGGACAAUCACAACAUGGUGGUUGUAGCAGAAUACCGUUUACCAGAGGUGAGGGCUGGGACACCAAUGUACUUCGAUUUUCCUAGACCGUUGACAUCUCGACGAGUCUCUUUUAGACUACUUGGAGACGUUACAUCAUUUGCAGAUGAUCCGGCAGAUCAGGAUGAUUCGGAUCUUCAUGGCCGUCCUUUGGCUACGGGUCUCUCUUUAUCAAACCGAAUUAAACUAUAUUAUUAUGCUGAUCCUUAUGAGCUUGGGAAAUGGGCCAGUCUUUCUGCCGUUUAGAUGGACGUGAUUUUGUAGUAUCAUUUUUUGUUGUAAUCAUGUGUUGAUUUUCAUCUUGUUUAUCUCUCUUUAAUUUUUAGUUUUCUGCUUGUUGAGUGGGUUGUAGUAGCUCGGAGUUUGAACUGCACAUGUGGAGUUUCUAGUUGGAGAUGUGAUUGGUUUUGUUCUUGAAUAUGUAUAUUUGAGAAUUGCUUAAUUUACUGUAAAUGCAAUUUUCAUGGAGUAUCAUAGAAGUAAUUACUCCAUUCAUAUUAUAAUUUU